Molecule: messenger RNA, 4271 nt
Organism: Onychostoma macrolepis
Lineage: Eukaryota; Metazoa; Chordata; Actinopteri; Cypriniformes; Cyprinidae
Gene: hif1aa
Product: hypoxia inducible factor 1 subunit alpha a
Exons: 16
Coding region: 519-2516 (665 amino acids)
Biological process (GO): regulation of transcription by RNA polymerase II; cellular response to hypoxia
Molecular function (GO): RNA polymerase II transcription regulatory region sequence-specific DNA binding; DNA-binding transcription factor activity, RNA polymerase II-specific; protein dimerization activity
Source: RefSeq, a predicted model, not a curated record
CGCCCACGCGAUCCGUCAGGCAGAUGCGGAGAAAGCGAGAGAGGAAAGGCGAAGCAUCACUUCAACUUAAUUGAACUUUAUCUCCCGAGCACUGGGACUCCUGCCGGGUGUAUUUUAUAACACACUCAGGACUGACUAUAAUUUGAACGUUGCGAAGGUUUUUUUAAAUGUUGGAGUCGCGUUUGACCAUGGAUUCAGUCGCACCUGGGAAAAAAAGCAUUUGCAGAUAAUGCUCAAACAGGUGGAGUGAUUCAGAGAAACAGACAGGAAGAGGGGUGAGACGACUAAGUGGUUUCUUUAGCAUUCGCUUUCAGGGCGAUAGGCUGGCCAGCAUCCAGAUGCUAUAACUGUACUGUAUCAGCGUACAAACCUCAAAAGUGAGUUCAGAGCGAAGGAAGGAGAAAUCCAGAGAUGCGGCACGUUGUCGGAGAGGAAAAGAGUCAGAGGUGUUUUAUGAACUGGCCAGAGAACUGCCCCUCCCCCACAGCGUCACCUCUAACCUGGAUAAAGCAUCAGUCAUGAGACUCGCACUUAGUUACCUGCGCCUGCGUAAACUACUGAACACAGAUGUACCGAAUGUGGAAUCUGAAUUAGAUUCUCAGUGGAACAGUUCAUAUCUGAAAGCACUGGACGGGUUUCUCAUGGUCCUUUCUGCAGAUGGCGACAUUGUCUACCUGUCAGAGAAUGUCAGCAAGUGUCUGGGCCUUCCUCAGAUCGACCUUACUGGACACAGUGUGUUUGAGUUUACUCAUCCAUGUGACCAUGAGGAGCUCAGAGAAAUGCUGGCACGCAGGACUGGUCAGUCUAAGAAAGCGAAGGAGCAGCACACAAACAGGAGUUUUCUAUUGAGGAUGAAAUGUACACUAACCAGCAGAGGGCGCACUGUCAAUGUCAAAUCUGCCUCCUGGAAGGUGCUGCGCUGUUCGGGCCAUAUCCACACAACAGAUGGCAUCAAGAAGGGUGGGUGUGAGGAAAAAAAUGUGUGUUCAACGUACCUGGUGCUCAUCUGUGAGUCUAUUCCCCACCCGGCGAACAUUGAGGCUCCUCUGGAUUCUAGAACAUUUCUCAGCCGCCACACUUUAGAUAUGCGCUUCACCUACUGCGACGAGAGGAUCACAGAUCUGUUGGGUUUUGAGCCAGUGGAUCUGUUGCAACAUUCUGUGUAUGAAUACUAUCACGCACUGGAUUCUGACCACAUGACCAAAACACACCACAACCUGUUUGUGAAGGGACAAGUGUGUACUGGACAGUACCGGCUGCUGGCUAAGGCAGGAGGGUUUGCUUGGGCAGAGACUCAAGCCACUGUGAUCUAUAACAGUAAAAACUCCCAGCCACAGUGUGUGGUCUGCGUUAACUACAUCCUCAGUGGCAUUGAGCAGCCCAAACAAAUCCUGUCCCUUCAGCAAACCAACAGCACAAAAAUUAAAAAGGAACAGGAAGAACACCACUCGGAGUCACUCGGAACUGAAGUGACUACAGCAGAGCUGAAAGACGAGGCCAAGGCAGAGAAUGAGAAGAAAGAAGAGUGUGUGAGAGAGGAGCUACAUGACAGCCUGAAGGGGGAGCCAGAGGCACUGACUGUAGCAGACCCUGUCCUCACUCUGGAUAUCACCAACACAGACUCCGCACUCUCUGUGUUGACAGAAAUUCCUCUCUACAAUGAUGUUAUGUUGCCCUCUUCAAGUGUUCUGCUACCUCUCUCACCCCUCUCUCCUCCCUGUUCAUCCCUAAAUGAUGAUGAUGCCUCCAUAGCCCAUCUACAACCUGACGACUUCCAAUUCCCACAAUCUUCGCCUCCUGAUUCUUCCAGAUCCCAGGUCGAUCUCCCUGUGGAUUCAGAAUUAAGUGACCAGCUAAAACCGGAUCACGUGGAAAGACUAUUUUCCAUGGAUAUAGAGUCCAAAACCCCCUUUAAUACACAGGGAGUGGGUUUGGAUCUGGAGAUGUUAGCUCCAUACAUUCCCAUGGAUGAUGAUUUCCAGCUGCGGACUGUUUCUCCAGUCGAGUCGAUGUGUUCCAGCCUGGGUUCAGUGCUUGAACUGACCCCCUCCAGCAGCACACAAACUGCCCCUGCUCUCCCAGGAGCCCAUCUAGACAUAGUGUCCUGUGACACUGUUUCACAGAACACUAGAACCACAAAGCAGGAUAACAGCAGGGAAAUUAUUCAAGACAGUGAUAUUUCUUCUAAAUGUCAGACCAACCCAAAGCUACUCAAGAGAAAACUGGAGACCAUACCUCUGUCUGAAGCAAUAAGGCUGGUGGUGACUGAUUUUCCAGAGAAGAAGGUAAAAAAAUCAGACGCUUCAUCAUCAGAAGGGAUUCGUCAUACCACAAUACUGUUGCUGCCAUCUGAUGUUGCGAGUAGGUUAUUGAGCAGAUCAUCAGAGGGUGGAGCCGUAACGAUGCCCCUCCCCCAGCUUACCCGUUAUGACUGUGAGGUAAAUGCACCUGUGACUGGGCGGCAGCACCUGCUACAGGGGGAGGAGCUACUGUGUGCCUUGGACCUAGUUAUUUAAAAAAAAAAAAAAAAGCCAUACUUUUGUUUUCCCAUGAUUAGGGAGAGAUCAGUAGCAUUAUGGACUAACUUCCAUUACAAAGAAACAGUGGUGAGCAAUCAAAACAGCUGGGAUGCUUCUGCUUCUAAUGAGUGGAUGGUAAAUACAAGCUGGACAUCAAAAAGCAAAAAACUAGAUAAUAAUAACCAAUGAGGGUAAAACGGAGUUCGUAGAGCAGUUAUGAGCUGUGCUCUUACAGGUUAGAAAUACGCACAGAGAAGAGAAUAUAUAUUCUAUUCUAUAUAAGAUUGUAUUGUGUGACAACUGCAAAUAUUAUUCUUGCACAAAUUACAUGAAUUUACCUGCAGCUUUCAGAAAAUGUUAUUUUAUUAGCACUGCUGUUUUUAUAAUUACUUUCAAGGUAUGUCUAAAUGUUUUCUUUGUUUAGGUCUCUAUGUGUCCCACAUGAAAACAUGGAUGUAAAUGUGUGUAAAUGUUGUGAAAUGUCUAAAGUGGCUGUUAUUUUAAUCCGUUUGAUAUAUUAUACAGCAUUUGAGAGUGGUCAGCAUGGGUAGAGUGAUCCACACUACUACCUAAAACUACCUUAAUGUUGAAAUUAUUACUCACUGUUGUUAUUAUUAUUGCUAGAGAUUUCUACUUAGUUAAAUAUCUGAAUAUAUCUAGGGCAUUAACAAGUUAAAUGUUCUCUUGUGUUCCGUUAACAGUGGCAUAUAGGAGGCAUAAGAUAUGGUACAAUGCCUAGUGUGUGAGCUUUGCCGCUGUGUGUCUCUCAUGUUCUUCUUCGUCGUGUCACAUUGUCUUCAGGACAAUUGUAAUGUCUGUGACAAAUAAAAAAGUUUUUCAACAACAUUCAGCUUUAAAUAUCAAUGUUUGGCUUUAAUUUGAAGCCUUAAAAAAAUAUAUUAUACUCAAUAAGACAAAAAAAAUAAAAAAUAAAUAAAAACAACAAAAAUAAAAAUACAGUAAAAAGUAAUAUUGUUAAAUGUUGUAGUAAUUUAACAAUUAACUGUUUUCUAUUUACCCUACAUCCACAUGAUCCUUCUGAAAUCAUUCUAAUAUGCUGAUUUGUUGCUCAAGAAACAUUUCUUAUUAUCAUCAGUAUUGAAAACAGUUGUGCUACUUGAUAUUUUUUUUUAGAAUUCUUUAAAAGUUCAAAAGAACAGCAUUUAUUAUGAAUAAAAAUCUUAUGUUUUAUACAUUAUAGUUUACUACGCUGGGUAUACAGUGAUAGACAAAAAGGUUUAAAUGAUAUUUAGCUUAAUUGCAAGGUGCAAUGAAGCCAUACACAGAGGGGAGGAAAAUAUAAAAUGACGUAAAGAGUUUAACAUAAAUAAAAAAACAAUUGCAUCCACAUAAGGUAAAAUGGCAAUUAGAAGAGCACAUUAAGAAAACAUAAAGAAGAAUAUUUAACACCAAAACACAAAGACAUAUAACCUGAGAUGAUAACUGAAAUCAAACUACUCUGUUUUCAAGAACAUGCUCAAAAGAUUAUUUAUUGUUAAACUAAUAUAAACUAUAUUAUCAAAAUUGAUUCUGGAAGUAAGAGUGGAAGCUAGAAGUAAAUCAAAAAAGCCCAAAAGUCCACUUUAUUGUUUCUAUAAUUAAAAUCCAUUGUCAAACUUUGACCUUUACUGGACUGUUACUUUACAUUAUAUUACAUUUUGGUGGUGUAGUGCACUCCAAUCACCCCUAAACUGAUUUAAGGUACAUAGGAAAUUUUCAAGUUUAAAGGGAUAGUUCACCCAAAAAUGAUAU